This is a messenger RNA of Bombyx mori (domestic silkworm), 497 nucleotides long. RefSeq names its product UDP-glucosyltransferase 2-like. The record is from RefSeq and is a predicted model, not a curated record. Lineage: Eukaryota; Metazoa; Arthropoda; Insecta; Lepidoptera; Bombycidae. The transcript has 3 exons. Bases 105 to 497 code for a protein of 130 amino acids. Gene Ontology annotation, molecular function: UDP-glycosyltransferase activity.
UUAAGUUUCACAUAUGAGUUUAAUGAACAAUUAGAAAACGCUUUGAUUAAAAAACAUUUGGACCAAAUACACCUAGGAUUCGAGAGCUUAGAAAUAAUGUUCAGAUGGUGUUUCUGAAUACGUAUGAAUUUUUGGAUUUUUCAAGAUCUGUUCCUAACUCCGUAGUAUAUACUGGAGGCAUGCAUCUUCAAGAACCUAAGCCGCUGCCGGAAGUAAAUUUGAGAAGUUAUAUUGAAAAUGCGACCAAUGGCGUAGUCUACAUGAGCUUGGGUUCGAAGUGUGAAUCUUCAGAUCUGCCCAAGGAAACGCUACAAUAUACAGGUCAUCCAAACGUCAAGGCGUUCAUAACGCACGCCGGGCUGCGGUCGACCGAUGAGGCAAUAGCCGCAGGGGUACCACUUAUUGGGCUACCGCUACUUGUCGAUCAGUUUACAAACGCACACAACUACGUAUUACACGAUAUAGGAGUUCAAUUGGAUAUUACGACCCUUUAUUGA